This is a messenger RNA of Carya illinoinensis, 3454 nucleotides long. RefSeq names its product probable leucine-rich repeat receptor-like serine/threonine-protein kinase At3g14840. The transcript is spliced from 25 exons. The coding region runs from base 238 to 3291 and encodes 1017 amino acids. Gene Ontology annotation, biological process: protein phosphorylation. Lineage: Eukaryota; Viridiplantae; Streptophyta; Magnoliopsida; Fagales; Juglandaceae. Gene Ontology annotation, molecular function: protein kinase activity; ATP binding; protein binding. The record is from RefSeq and is a predicted model, not a curated record.
ACCCCUCCCUACCCACAUUUUCAAGUACCGCUGCGAGGGCCAGGGACUCACACUUCUGCCAUUUUGCUUCAUUUUCUCGUCUUCCCCUUUUCAUCCUCUCUCCCUCUCCUACCCCUCUCCCCAGCCCUCUCUCUCUCUCUCUCUCGUCCUAUCUUUCUCCAGUCAAAGGUCCUUCCUUUCAUUUGCUAAUUGGGUUGUUGUGAAGUCGUUCAUGGUAUUUUUCAUUGGAAAAUAAAUAUGUUUCUUGUUCGACUUCUUCUUGCUUCGACCGUCAUGAUGGUUUGCUUUGCGACGUUUGCUUCCGGAGCCUUUAAACUGCCCGUUGAUGAAGAAGUGCAAGCUUUAAGUGUCAUAUUUAAUACGUUGGGGAAGAAGGACUGGAACUUCUCUGAUCCAUGUACACAACCGACGGCCGUAACAGCUGUGAUGGCUGCUGUUACCUGCAGCAACUGCGUCGUCAAUGGCAACGAGUCAUACCGCGUUGUGGGCAUCGGCUUGAUCAAUCCAAAGAGCUUGAUCCGCACAAGCAGAUUUCUCAAACGGCAGAAUCUAUCAGGCACUCUUCCUCCAGAUUUGGUGAAGUUACCUUGCCUGAAAGAUUUUGAUCUUAGUGGCAACUACCUUAACGGUUCAAUCUCUUUGGCAUGGGGCUCCAUGCAGCAGCUGGUCAACAUUUCCCUUUUAGGAAACCGAUUAACAGGUCCUAUCCCUAGAGAUCUUGCAGACAUCAAAACUCUCAAAAGCUUGACGGUUGAGUUCAAUCAGCUUUCUGGAAAUCUUCCUCCAGAGCUUGGGAAUAUGUCCUCCAUAGAAAGACUUUUACUCAGCUCGAAUUAUUUUACCGGGGAGCUACCUCCUUCAUUUGCAAACUUGACCUCAUUGAAAUAUUUUCGGAUCAACGACAAUCUUUUUUCUGGACAGAUUCCCAGUUAUAUUCAAAAUUGGAAAAAUCUUAAUGCACUAUCCAUUCAGGCAAGUGGUUUGAAGGGACCAAUUCCUUCCCUUGAUCUUUUGAAAAGCUUAUCUGACUUGAGAAUUAGUGACUUGAAUGGAUCUGACGUAACUUUUCCGUUGAAAAACAUUAACGUAUCACAAUGGAUCGUACUGAUACUGAGGAAUUGCAAUCUCACUGGACCGCUACCCGAUCAAAUAUUACCUGGGAGAACGGAUUUUCAAAUCUUAGAUCUCAGCUUCAACGGACUAAGUGGAGAAAUUCCAAGCAACUUUACAGAACUACAAACUGUAAACAUAUACUUAGCCGGCAACUUGUUAACUGGACCAAUACCUGCUUGGAUGCUGAAAUCUAGAAAAGCCAUUGAUCUUUCAUUUAACAACUUUACAAUUGACAAAUCGGAAUUAUCAUCAUCAAGUACUUGUCAAAAUCGGAUCAAUUUAUUCAAGAGCUCUUUAAUGGGCAAUGAAACCAUUGUUUCAUGUUCGGGGAGCUUACCGGAUUGUCCACAAAAUCGCCAGUACAAGCUUCAUAUAAAUUGUGGCGGAGGAAAAGUAACCAUUAAUGAAACUACUGUAUUUGAUGCUGAUAAAGAUCCAGGGGGACCUUCAAAUUUCUUCCUCGCGCAAGAGUACUGGUCGUCUAGUAGCACUGGUCAACUCAUAGACGAUGCCCACCUCAACAAAGAUUUCAUUUUGUCAAAUUUAUCCAAACUCUCUAUGAACACGCCCGAUGCCGAACUGUACAUGACAGCGCGCUUUUCUCCUCUCUCUCUUACUUAUUAUGCCUUUUGUUUGGUAAAUGGGAAUUACAGAGUAAGGCUCCACUUUGCGGAGAUAGUGUUCACUGAUGAUAAAACGUAUAGCAGUUUGGGAAGACGUAUAUUUGAUGUUUACAUUCAGGGAGAGCGAGUGCUGAAGGAUUUCGAUAUUGUAAAAGCGGCAGGUGGGGUUCGUAAACCAAAUAUACAAAGUUUUAAUGCUGUCGUCGUGACUAAUGGUACCCUAGAGAUCCGUUUCUACUGGGCUGGGAAGGGGACAACUGAUAUCCCAUCCAAAGGAGACUAUGGUCCUCUUAUUUCAGCCAUUUCUGUGGAUUCUGACGAUGAAGCUUCAGGUAUGUCUAUAGGAGCAGUGGUUGGAAUUCUUGUUGCUGGAGCUUUUGUUAUAAUAUUAUUUGUUGUGGCUAUCCUCUGGUGGAAAGGCUGUCUAGGACACAGAUCAAGUGCUACAGAUCAUGAUUUAAGAGACCUAGACCUGAAAACUGGAACAUUCACCUUAAGGCAAAUCAAAACAGCCACAAACAACUUUGAUGCGGCGAAUAAAAUUGGGGAAGGUGGUUUUGGUCCUGUUUAUAAGGGCCUUAUGUCUGAUGGCACCAUGAUGGCAGUCAAACAACUUUCUUCCAAAUCAAAGCAAGGAAAUCGUGAGUUUUUGAAUGAGAUCGGCAUGAUUUCUGCUUUGCAGCACCCUCAUCUUGUAAAGCUCUAUGGAUGCUGUGUUGAAGGAAAUCAAUUGUUGCUGGUAUAUGAGUACAUGGAAAAUAAUAGCCUUGCUCGUGCUUUGUUUGGGCCAGAAGAAUAUCAGUUGCAAUUGGAUUGGCCAACAAGACAUAGGAUUUGUGUUGGUAUAGCAAGAGGUUUGGCCUAUCUCCAUGACGAAUCAAGGUUGAAGAUUGUCCAUAGAGACAUCAAGGCUACUAAUGUCUUGCUUGAUAAAAAUCUCAACCCUAAGAUAUCUGACUUUGGUAUGGCCAAGCUUGAUGAAGAGGAUAAUACUCAUAUCAGCACGCGAAUUGCUGGAACUUAUGGUUAUAUGGCACCUGAGUAUGCAUUGCAUGGUUAUUUAACUGACAAAGCAGAUGUUUAUAGUUUUGGAAUUGUUGCCUUGGAAAUUGUCAGUGGGAAGAGCAACACGAGUCACCGGCCUAAGGGGGAAUCUCUACAUCUUCUUGAUUGGGCACUUGUUUUGAAAGAGAAGGGAAAUUUGUUGGAUCUGGCUGAUCCAAGAUUAGGCUCAAACUACAGGAAGGAAGACGUUAUGCGCAUGAUUAAUGUGGCUCUCCUAUGCGCUAAUGUUUCUGCAGCAGUUAGGCCUACCAUGUCCUCAGUGGUGAGCAUGCUUGAGGGCAACGCUGUUAUUCCUGAGUUGGGUCCAAAUUUAAGUAUCGUUGAUGAUGAAAUGAAAGUGAAGGCACUAUGGGAUCAUUUUCAAGAUAAGAAAGAAUCAAGUAGGGGAAAUAGCCAGACCCAAAGUGUAUUAACGGAUGACCCAUUCACCGGUACUACUUCAUCUACAUCUGCCGUUGAUCUAUAUCCAAUCAAUAUGGAUUCUAGUUAGUGGGAGAAAAGAGUUUAGAUAAAUGAGCAAUACUACUUUCUAUUCUUAAUUAGAGUGUGUCUUUAAUCGCACUAAUUGUUGCGACAUAUUUUAAGUACUUGUUGCAUGGGUUAAGUUUUCUUGGAUUCAAACGUUGUGGAUAAAAAAGGAACGAUUGGAGCUA